CAACAAUCGAUGGAGCUGGGUAGGGUGCACGUUUCCUCUUCCAUCCAAUAAUGACGUGGCAGCGAUGCGCAUGUUGUGUACAGUACACACACCACACCAGAUUCCACCCUUUAGCUUGCUCCAAUAGUCCAUUUGCGACCCGGUCACCCUCCUCCCCCUUCCCACGCCAUACCUCCAACGUCGUCGUUUAUCGUUCAACGAGAGAAAUGCAAACGCGAUCCCAAUACCAGUGAAUCCGAUCCAUUCUGAAUCCCUCCCUUCGAAGAUUCUGUAUGUUAGUCUUUAAUCAAUCAUUUCCUACCUAAGUUUUCUCGCCAUCUCCAUGUCGGUUCCACAUCUGCGCAAUUCUAGGGUUUCUCUUCACCUUCUCAUCUCCUCUAUAUUCUUCAUCAAUUUUCCAGGAUUGGUAUUAUCUUCAGUUGUUACGCUAAGUUCCAUUGAGAUCUUCACAACCCACGAGUGGCUAAAAGCCACUCCAACUGUCUAUUUCCUUUGCAAAGGGGACAACAGGACUGAAUUGCCUGAUGUCAAGAAAAAGCAUGUCUUAUAUGCUUUUAAGGGUGAAGAGUCUUGGCAGCCUAUGACUAAUUUUUCGAGUAAAAAAUGCAAGCGAUGUGGAUUCUAUGAGGAAGACAGCUUUAUCGCAGAUGAUGUAUUUGAUGAGUGGGAGUUGUGUCCUUCGGAUUUUACUGCCCCUGAUGGCGUAUACGUCCGCUUCAAGGAAAAAGAAUUUAAUGCUAGUUUUCUUUGCCCAGAGUGCUUAUCUUUUUCUGGAAGUGUAGUUUCUAUCUCUCCAGCUGACGGCAGUCAUCAUGAUGGAAAAGGAAUGCAUGUAGCUGUUGUUGUCUUGCUAAGUCUUUUGGUCUCUGCUAUACUGAUUCUUGGAGGGGUGGGUGCAUAUAAGUACUGGCAAAAGAAGAAACGGGAGCAGGAUCAGGCUCGGUUUUUGAAGUUAUUUGAAGAAGGAGAUGACAUUGAAGAUGAGCUCGGCCUUGGCACUAUGAUAUGAUAGCAUACAAAUUCCUUCCUGUACAGUAGGUUUUCCUCACAAUUUUGAUUAUGAAAAGGAUGAGAAAAGAUUUUCUGGUUUGACAUACAACGUCCUAGAUAGGAGAUAGUUGUCAAAGUGGACAGCAAUACGUUGUUGUUCAUAUUCACCUGUACAUAAUACUAUAUAUGGCUAUUUUAGACUAUCUUACAGAAUUGCUCAAACAAUCAAGUAAGAACUAUGCUUUCAUUGAUUCUUUCG
This is a messenger RNA of Gastrolobium bilobum, 1249 nucleotides long. RefSeq lists its product as uncharacterized. NCBI's taxonomy places the organism in Eukaryota, Viridiplantae, Streptophyta, Magnoliopsida, Fabales, Fabaceae. The coding region runs from base 323 to 1009 and encodes 228 amino acids. The record is from RefSeq and is a predicted model, not a curated record. The transcript is spliced from 4 exons.